Ceratitis capitata (Mediterranean fruit fly) is the source of this 2000-nucleotide messenger RNA. It is a transcript of the gene morgue, whose product is annotated as Ubiquitin-conjugating enzyme E2 28. The record is from RefSeq and is a predicted model, not a curated record. The transcript has 4 exons. Gene Ontology annotation, molecular function: protein binding. NCBI's taxonomy places the organism in Eukaryota, Metazoa, Arthropoda, Insecta, Diptera, Tephritidae. The coding region runs from base 118 to 1518 and encodes 466 amino acids.
ACAGCUGAUAUUAGUGAAAAAUUAGUUUGUUUUCUACAUAGUUCUUGUAUUUCUAUUCCACAACAAAUAAUAACAAAAGCAUUUGAAACAAGGUUUUAAAUAUAAAUUGCACUAAAAAUGGCGACUUGCCUUACAAAAGAACAGCUGGAGCUCAAGAAAAUGUUGGAACAGAUUGUUGAUAGUGAUGAAGAUGAAGAGUUGGCAAAAGCGACUGAAGAGGACACAUUUUCAUUUUCGAGCAGUACGGCCUGCUGGGUUUGUAACGGAUACUAUGGACCCAACUUUGAUGAGCCUCUUUGCGGCACUUGUCAUGCUUUCCUCUAUAAUACACAAGCCGCUGAGGAGGAAUUACAGACGACCAUUUCAGAUGAUGAGGACUCGGGCAAUGACGAGCCACCUUUCAAAGACAAGCAAGAGGUGGACGAAGAUGAUGACGACGAUGAAGAUGUGGACGAUGAUGUCGACGACGUGGUAGAGGAUGAUGUAGACGAUGAAGAAGGUGUUGGUAUGCUAGAUCCAGGCAUGCGUAACGUACCCGUUAUUGCGGCUCAUGAAAUGCAAAUUGAUAAUAUGGCGCCUGUGCCGGCAGAUGCUGAACCAAGACGCUCACUUGAACGGGAAGGUGAACGUGGAAAUAUGGCGCUGUUACCUAUACUUCGUCCACGUCCGUUAGCACCACGCUCAUUGCCUGAUUUUCUUGAAUUGCUGAGUGAAAGACGAGCGAAUGCAGGAGAAAUUGUAGCGGCUGUAGCUGCACCGAAUAAUAUACUAAUGCUACCAGUUGAAAUCAUGGUAAUAAUUUUUUCCUAUCUCGAUGAUAUGUCAAUGUGGAAGGCAAGUGAAGUGUGUAAGCAAUGGCGUAGUAUUUUAGAACAGAACACAUCACAGGUGAUGUGGAUGCGUUACUUAAAAGAGCGUUGGCCACUAUUUCAGUGCAUUGUCGAUGUGCCCAAUUGGCUUAAACUAUAUAGUGCUUUAAUGAAUUCCUGCUUUUGUCGUACGUGCUUGCUGCAAAUGGCUUUAAAAUCACCACCACGUGCACGUCAAAAUGCUAUUCGUAUGAACUUUUUACGCAACGAUGCUCAUCAAUUGAACAGUCAUGCAACGGAGGGUAUAGACGCUAUACCCCUAGAUAAACAAAAUACCUAUUGGCAGGCAAGUAUUUUAGGACCUACUGGCAGUCCAUACGAAGGUGGAAAGUUCUUUUUAUAUAUCUUCUUUCCGGAACGCUAUCCGAUGAUACCGCCAACUGUACGUUUUUUAACGAAAAUCUUACAUCCGAAUGUGUCACGUCAUGGUGAUGUGGGCAUAGAUAUCUUCCAACACAAUUGGUCUUUGGCUUUGAAUGUUUCGAAAAUUUUAUUAUCAGUGCAAAGUUUGCUCACAGAUCCAUACACAGAGAUUUGUAUGGAACCCGAACUUGGCUAUAUGUAUGAGCAUAAUCGUGCGCGUUUUGAAAGCUUGGCGCGCUCAUGGACUUGGAAAUAUGCCAUGUUCGAGUUAAUGCCACCUUCUUAAGUAAAUAAACCAAUAUAAUAUCAUAUAUAGGAAUACGAAUACAAACACUUUUAUUUAAUUGGCGUUUUGUAACCGCUGAAGCGAUUUUCGAAUGCACACACUUUUACUAUAUUUAAUAUUAUCGUGCACACUAAAAAGUGAUGUGAAUGGCUAUAUAACAAGCAUUUACGAAUUGUUUAAUAUAUUUAUUUUGAGCACAAAGAAUUGUUUCCAUUAAGUUAAUUUAUUUAUGAAAGCAUACACAAUAUUGAAAUAUGUUUGUUUUCGUUUUGGUUGUGCAGUAUAUCAAUAUGUAGUUAAGAAUAUGAGUAAGAAAUGGACGAAAGAAAAUGGUAUAGAAGUAAUGAAAAUAAUCCUGAAUUUAGACAAUCUCAUUUUAAUUUAUUGUGCUUUUUCCUACAUAUAUACAUAUAUAAUAUUAUUUUUAAAUAACAUUAUUAAUGACUCGAUUAUCAAUAAAUACAUGCAGAAUUUUAUAUAUA